GGGGAUGUUCCCGAAACCGGCCUGGAGGGCAGGCCCGGGCCAGAUCUGGCUGAGGCCCCCUGCCUGGCCCGGAACUGGUCCCACUGGCGUGGAGCCUCAGAAGGCAGGCGAGCCGCCGCAGGCCCCUCCACUUCCUCUCCUCUCCCCGCGCCGCCCUCGCGCCCUCCCCCCCCCCCCCACGCCGGCCCCACUGCCUGGCGCCCGCCCGGAGGCGGUUUUUCCACUGGCUGGCGUGAACCAUCCAUCUCACGGGUUCUGCCUCUUUUCUGGAGUUAAACUUUUCUGAAGACACCACCAGCCCCAGGCCCUGCUGGUCUCUCCGGAGCAGAAGCAAAGCGGGAGGGAGCCCGCCGAGGGCACGGGCUGGCCCAUGCCCGGGAGCUCCAAUGUCCUCAGGUCACUUGGAGAGCCCAGCUCCGUGGAGGCCAAGGCCACCGGUGCCCGCAGCUGACCCCAGCAUUCCUAAGAGGAGAGCAAGGACCAGAUGACUUAUCCUCUUUCCACAGAUGAGGACACUGAGGUCCAGAGAAAGGUCAUGAAGUGUGCUGAGAGCCAGCAUCUCCUAAACCAGUCCAGAGCCUGAGGUCUCCAACAUGAAUAGGUUCUUAUGAACUCCAGGGCUGCUGCACCAGGCUCACCACUGACUGGAGGCCCCUUCCUCCACCCCCCACCCCCCCAUAUCACAGGAUCAAGUCCAAGUCCCUUAUCCACCAGGACACCUACUCCGGCUUUUAUACCCAUGGGCUAGACACCUUGAGGACACACCCUCCAAAUAGUUCUAGGUCCCCCAGCACAUUAGCAGUACCUGGAAUCCCAAAGGGAAAGCCAGUCAACAGCCCACAGUCCCCAAUGCCACAGGGCCAGUCCUAGUCCCCACCUCAAGGGAAGCUUGUGCUGAUGACAAGAACCUAAGUGUCUGAGGCAGAUAGAGCUGAGCUUGAAUCUCAGCUCUGCCAUUCAUAUGUGAGCCUGGUAAGCACUCACCCCAAGGAAGCCUCCACCUUCCCUACGUGCACUGGGAUAUCAGAGCUCAGUGCAGGAUCUUGACGAUGGGCAAUGACGGACGUAAAGCGCCCGACAUAGUAAGAGCUCAGUGAACGGUGGCUAUUCUCACUCCACCCAGGCCCUGGGGCUCCCCAAGUCUCCUUCCUUUCUCACCAGCCUGACUACACAAGAUCCCCUCGGUCCCUGUUUUUAGAGGCAAAUACUGAUCAGUCAUCUACGGUCCCACAGGAAGCACCAGGCCAGCCACUGCAGGGGAUCAAAUGGCAAGACUGUGCCCUGCCUUCAGGGGCCCGUAGCCUGUGCGCUUUCCUAGUCCCACCAGGAGCCACCGUCCCAGUGUCCUCCUGCCUCCACCCUUGCCAUCGGUCCCCCAGCUGACCCGUCACCAUGGCAGCCCUGAUCACAGAGAACUUCCGCUUCUUAUCACUCUUCUUCAAGAGCAAGGAUGUGAUGAUUUUCAACGGGCUGGUGGCACUGGGCACGGUGGGCAGCCAGGAGCUGUUCAGUGUGGUGGCUUUCCACUGCCCUUGCUCACCAGCCCGAAACUACCUGUAUGGGCUGACAGCCAUCGGUGUGCCCGCCCUGGUGCUCUUCCUCAUCGGCGUCAUCCUCAACAACCACACCUGGAACCUGGUUGCCGAGUGCCAGUACCGGAGGACCAAGAACUGCUCGGCCGCCCCCAACUUCCUCCUUCUAAGCUCCAUUGUGGGCCGCGCAGCCGUGGCCCCCAUCACCUGGUCUGUCAUCUCUCUGCUGCGCGGUGAGGCCUAUGUCUGUGCUCUCAGCGAAUUCGUGGACCCCUCUUCGCUCACAGCUGGGGAAGACAGUUUCCCACUGGGCCAGGCCACAGAAAUCCUGGCCAGGUUCCCGUGUGGGGAGGGCCCUGCCCACCUGUCAGGUUGCCGGGAAGAGGUCAGCCGCAGGCUCAAGUACGAGUCCCAGCUCUUCGGGUGGCUGCUCAUCGGUGUGGUGGCCAUCCUGGUGUUCCUGACCAAGUGCCUCAAGCACUACUGCUCACCACUCAGCUACCACCAGGAGGCCUACUGGGCGCAGUACCGGGCCAACGAGGACCAGCUCUUCCAGCGCACGGCCGAGGUGCACUCACGGGUGCUGGCUGCCAACAACGUGCACCGCUUCUUCGGCUUCGUGGCACUCAACGAGGAUGACGAGAAGCUGGUUGCCAAGUUCCCGGUGGAAGGCACACAGCCACGGCCACAGUGGAACGCCAUCACCGGCGUCUAUUUGUACCGCGAGAACCAGGGCCUUCCACUCUACAGCCGCCUGCACAAGUGGGCCCAGGGUCUGGUGGGCAACGGCACGGCCCAAGACAACAUAGAGAUGGCCCUGCUCGCCUCCUAAGGGUCCUGUUCCCACACUCUUUGCCAAUGACACUACCUGGUCCCAAACAAAACCCCAUGGUCUGUUCACAUCAGCAUCAGAGGGGAAUUUUUUUUUUGGGGGGUGGGGUGGGGCGCUUUGUGGGAUCUUAGUUCCCCAACCAGGGACUAAACCUGCACCCUCGGCAGUGAAAGUGCGGAGUCCCAACUACCUGACUACUAGGGAAUUCCCCAGAGGGGAUUUUUUUUUUUUUUUUUUUUUUUUUAACCAUAGCUUUUGGGGGAAACAGGCCAGGAAAAAGGAACACAAAGUAAAACUGGGGAACAGAUGUGAGAGCUAGUAGACAACAUGGUCAGCUCUGGCAGGAAGGCUCUCAGACCUGAAGAAAUUCCUUCUCCUGUUGCCACCAGCCACAUGGUCAACAGCUUUGGAGAAAAGACCCUCCCAGAACUGGUCCUUAAUUAACUAUGAUGUGGAUGACCUUCGACUGGUAGGACCCAGUCCCACCGGUCUGGGAAGCCCCGGACAGCAGAGCCAGGUGACAAUGAAACUCACCAGCAGGCUCCUUGUGCAGAACAUUAUGUGUAACUGCAUAUGGACACCUGGCCCGGUGCUGCUCAGCUGGGAAGCAGCCCCCAAUGUACGCCUCUAGCUUUAUUUUCUAUAAAUUUUUGAUAAAGCUUGUCUUAGUAUAAAGGACUAGCUUGGUGUCCGCACGAUUGGAUGGGCCAUGCCACAGCAGGCUGGAGGUCAUGGGGACAGGCCCAAAUCCCAUUCCUGGGGAGGGAAGAGGACAGAGACUCUGGGCAAGACUGAAAUGGAUGGAAGGGAAGCCUGGGGCACAGGGAGAGCCAGGUGUUCCCACACGCAGGAAGGCCCUGGCAUUGAUGAUGUCUUAACUGGGUUCAGUUUUCUGAUUUGAUCUGGGAAACAGAUGGAACCCGGCCUUUCUCAGAGGGAAGCUCGGCUAAAAUUUCACGAGUCAGCAGAUCCUGCCCUUGCACUCAGUAGGGCAGUCUAGCUCUCGUAACCUAGAGCUAGUGACCAACAACCAGGCCAAGCCCUGCUCUGCCUCCUUCCCAUGCCCGCCCCUGCCUGAGCCCCUCCACCGCCUCUUAAAUCUCUGAUGCUCUCUCCCUUGUCCCUGUCCUGCUUUCUGGCAUAUGACUCAGUCACUUCCCAAGGAAAAGCUCUCCAGCUCUCAGGACACUUAAAGCUCUGCCCAAGAAAACUUUAAUUCCCUUAAGACCAAGCCAAAAAUGAACUGGCUUCAACAACUAGCUGGGUCUGUGCUGGCCUCGAGGAACUCUAGAACAUACAGGAUUAUUACUUAUCAAGGAGGAGGAGAGACAGUCUUUCUGUGAACUUUACAGGGAGGUGGGGGUAUAGCGGGCCCGUCAUGUCCCCUCUCCCUCAGGACUCAAGGAACAACCAGCAAGUCAAUCAAGGCCCUCCGCCCAGCAAGCUCUCCUCAGGGGAGCUACAGGGAGCCAGAGAAACUGUGCAGCUCUCCCAAAGCCACACAGCAUGUGGAUCUACGUCCCAGCCUCACAGUCUCCACAAAGGGGCACGAGGUACUAGCUGAGCUGAGGCUGAGGGAAUGCCCAGAGACUCUGCGAUCUAGGAGAGCGACCCGCUUUCCGGACCCUGCUGACCCCCACUAGCUGGACCAAGAGCCUGCUAGGGCCAAAGUGGGAUCCUGACCACAGAGUCCCCGGGAGGCGGCCCUCCAUUCCUGCUCCCCGGGGACCUCCCAUGAAGGAGAGACUCUCAGCUUUUCUGGGAGCCCAGGAGCCUACUGCCUGCAACCACUGAGCAGCCCCAGAAAAGGAGAAAGAUGAAA
Messenger RNA from Eubalaena glacialis (North Atlantic right whale), 4186 nucleotides. RefSeq names its product calcium homeostasis modulator family member 2 (gene CALHM2). The record is from RefSeq and is a predicted model, not a curated record. The coding region runs from base 1393 to 2364 and encodes 323 amino acids. Gene Ontology annotation, molecular function: monoatomic cation channel activity. The transcript has 3 exons. Lineage: Eukaryota; Metazoa; Chordata; Mammalia; Artiodactyla; Balaenidae.